Messenger RNA from Arvicola amphibius (Eurasian water vole), 2125 nucleotides. RefSeq names its product MPN domain containing (gene Mpnd). NCBI's taxonomy places the organism in Eukaryota, Metazoa, Chordata, Mammalia, Rodentia, Cricetidae. Gene Ontology annotation, biological process: double-strand break repair. Gene Ontology annotation, cellular component: BRCA1-A complex; BRISC complex. The record is from RefSeq and is a predicted model, not a curated record. The coding region runs from base 519 to 2003 and encodes 494 amino acids. Gene Ontology annotation, molecular function: metallopeptidase activity; polyubiquitin modification-dependent protein binding. The transcript is spliced from 14 exons.
UGAGCCUGACCCAGGUCUUUCGAUCCACCUGCAGCGAGCCUUCCCAUCGCGGCCCUACAUUUCUUACAAAGCUGGUUCUCCUCAGCUCCCAAUCACCAAGGACGCCGAGCCUAUCUAGCGCGCUGGCCGCGGGACUCAGUUUCCCUCAUCGCUUCGUAGGGACGGGUGCGCCCUAGCCCCUAGAUGCAGCCCAGCAGGCGGCGGCCUCAGGCUGAUCCGCUACUGCACCCAGGACUCAAGGCUGCAACCUGGUAGUUGGUGGCCUCUUGUAACCCCUGAAGGCAGUGUCCUUGGUCUGAGUCCUCGUCCAGAUCUCCCACAACCUCCAGCCUCAGUUUCCCAACUGCCCCGGAGCCCUCCAGCUCCAACCGGAGCACAAACCAGGGGCUUGGUGUCUCCUCCACCCCUCAGUGGGCCAAACCUCUCCGCCCAUCCCUUCGGUGACCAAUGGGCUACGGCGUCUCCGCGCAGGGCGGAGCCCGGUUACCCGGAGGAGGUUGUGCCGAGACGGGGCAGCCAUGGCAGCCCGUCGCUGUCUCGUUGCAGCUCCCGAACCUCUGUCCCCCGCGGCCGUGGCCGAUGAAGCGCCGGAAGAGGAUGAGGACGACGCGGAGGCCGAGGACCCCGAGCGCGGGGCGGGCAGCGGAGCGCGCUGCGGCAGCCUCAGUGGCAUUGGAGGCAGCACGGUUGGGCCUGGGCUGACCCUGGGGGGCGCGCUCACGAGGCGCGCGGUCACGCUGCGGGUGCUGCUCAAAGACGAGCUGCUGGAGCCCGGCGAAGGGGUGCUAUCUAUCUACUACCUGGGCAGGAAGUUCAUUGGGGACCUGCAGCCAGAUGGCAGGAUCCUGUGGCAGGAAACUGGACAAGUCUUCAACUCACCCAGCGCCUGGGCGACACACUGUAAGAAGCUCGUCAACCCAGCCAAGAAGUCCGGCUGUGGCUGGGCAUCGGUCAAGUACAAGGGCCAGAAACUUGACAAAUACAAGGCUGCCUGGCUCCGCCGACAUCAGCUGCAUAUGCCAGUAGCUGCUGCAGAUGAGUGUCCCACCAGCGAAGGGGAGGAGGAGGAGCUGCUCCUGGAGGAGGAUGAAGAUGAUGUGCUGGCGGGGGUCUCAGCAGAGGACAAAGGCCGCAGACCGCCUGGGAAGGUCUCUGAGCCAGAGGCCACACCCCUGGGCAAGCGUGUGGACAAGGUCCAGGUACCAGUGCGUUAUUGCAUGCUGGGCAGUCGUGACUCUGCCAGGAACCCCCACACUCUGGUGGAAGUAACAUCCUUUGCUGCAAUUAACAAGUUCCAGCCAUUCAACGUGGCCAUUUCUAGUAACGUGCUGUUCCUCUUGGACUUCCACUGUCACCUGACUCGGAGUGAGGUCGUGGGCUACCUUGGUGGUCGCUGGGACAUCAACAAUCAGAUGCUGACCGUGCUGAGAGCCUUCCCCUGCAGGAGUCGGCUGGGGGACACUGAUAUGGCAGCCACUGUUGAGGAGGAGAUCCACCAGGUGCUGUUCCUUCGAGGCCUGUCCCUGGUGGGCUGGUACCACAGUCACCCACACAGCCCCGCAGUGCCCUCCCUGCAGGACAUCGACACACAGAUGGAGUACCAGCUGAGACUGCAAGGCUCCAGCAAUGGCUUCCAGCCCUGUUUGGCCCUGCUGUGCUCCCCCUACUAUUCUGGCAACCCAGGCCCCGAGUCCAAGAUCUGCCCUUUCUGGGUGAUGCCUCCCCCUGAGCAGCAAAGGCCCAGUGAUUAUGGCAUCCCCAUGGACGUAGAGAUGGCAUAUGUCCAGGACAGUUUCCUGACCAGUGAUGUCCUUCAAGAGAUGGUGCUGCUGGCGGAGUUCUACAAGGGCGCCCCUGACCUCGUGAGGUUCCAGGAGGCCUGGAGCCCAGAGCAUACCUACCUGGACAAGCUCAAGAUAUCCUUGGCCAGCAGGACCCCAAAGGAUCAGGGCAUGUCCCAUGUGCUGGAGCAGGUCUGCAGCAUGCUCAAGCAGGGGAGCUGAGGCCAUGCAGGCCCUGCUGUCCUGGACCAGACUGGGCAAUAAAGUACCCACGCACGGACCUGUGGCUGGGGUAGGAUGGCAGGCGGACCCUUGGGCUGGAUAAUAAAGUCUAAGUACCCACA